Molecule: messenger RNA, 907 nt
Organism: Sardina pilchardus (European sardine)
Lineage: Eukaryota; Metazoa; Chordata; Actinopteri; Clupeiformes; Clupeidae
Product: protein-lysine methyltransferase METTL21E-like
Exons: 4
Coding region: 29-796 (255 amino acids)
Biological process (GO): peptidyl-lysine methylation
Cellular component (GO): cytoplasm; cytosol
Molecular function (GO): protein-lysine N-methyltransferase activity
Source: RefSeq, a predicted model, not a curated record
AUCACUGGAGCAUCACCUCAGUGCUGACAUGGAAAUACUAAGAGACAUGGAGCCAGAGCAAAAAGAGACCAAGAAUGACACACUGGCAGAGACAAACGGUGCUGUUAAGGAUGCAGAGUUGGCAAAAGCCAUCAUGGAGAGGCACUUCCGGCCAUCUCUCAUCACCACAGAGGCCUGGGAGGGCUACAACUUUGCUGGCCUGGAAAUCCGCAUCAAAGAGUCCACAGAUCUCUAUGGUGCCAUGCUCUGGCCUUCAGCCAUAGUGUUAUGUCAUUUUCUGGAUUGUCAUCGUGAAACGUACGACCUGAUGGACAAGAAUAUCAUUGAAUUAGGGGCUGGGACAGGUCUCGUCACCGUGGUAACCAGUCUCUUAGGAGCACAGGUGACUUCCACUGACCUGCCAGACAUCUUGGGGAACCUUCAGUACAACGUCAACCGCAACACCAGAGGGCGAUGUCGCCACCCACCACAUGUGACGGAGUUGACGUGGGGCAAGGACAUAGAAAAGCGAUUCCCCCGCGCCUCCUGUAAUUUCGACUACAUCAUGGCAGCUGACGUAGUCUACGCACACCCAUUCCUGAACGAACUGAUGGAGACGUUUGACCACCUGUGUCAGGACCACACGGUGAUCUUGUGGGCUAUGCGCUUCCGACUGGACCCGGAGAAUAGCUUUGUAGGCCGCUUUCAGAAGCUCUUCGACAUCGAGGAGCUCUACGACCUGCCCAGCCUCCAGAUCAAGCUCUACCGUGCCACCAGAAGAUUCCCUUGGUCACCCAGAGCCAAAGACACAACCUGAUCAACACACACACACACACACACACCUACAGUAAUACACAGUAGUCACAAAGACUCAGUAGCCACGACAUGAACUUCAAACUUGUCCUGGUGAAUGUGUGUAUCUGUCACU